AGUUCCUUGGGCGUAACGGCGGAAGGAUACACUAGCGCUAGUAUAAAUACUGCAGCUGCUUGUUUUUCCUCAUCGUUCAGUCGCUGCCUGACGAGAGACGCUACGCUGCUGAUUCUGUAUUUCUUCAGAAAUAAAAGAACAUUUGUUUCGUAAAGAUGCAGAUCUUUGUGAAGACGCUGACUGGUAAGACCAUCACCUUGGAGGUGGAGCCAAGCGACACCAUCGAAAACGUCAAAGCCAAGAUCCAAGAUAAGGAGGGAAUCCCACCCGACCAGCAGCGUCUGAUCUUCGCUGGUAAGCAGCUGGAAGACGGACGCACCCUGUCCGACUACAACAUCCAGAAGGAGUCCACCCUCCACCUGGUCCUUCGUCUGAGGGGAGGUAUGCAGAUCUUCGUGAAGACGCUGACUGGCAAGACCAUCACUCUCGAAGUGGAGCCAAGCGACACCAUUGAAAAUGUGAAGGCUAAAAUCCAAGAUAAGGAAGGCAUUCCCCCUGACCAGCAGCGUCUGAUCUUCGCUGGUAAGCAGCUGGAAGAUGGACGCACCCUGUCCGACUACAACAUCCAGAAGGAGUCCACCCUCCAUCUCGUCCUCCGUCUGAGGGGAGGUAUGCAGAUCUUUGUCAAGACCCUCACUGGUAAGACCAUCACCUUGGAGGUGGAACCCAGCGACACUAUUGAGAACGUCAAAGCCAAGAUCCAAGAUAAGGAGGGAAUCCCACCUGACCAGCAGCGUCUGAUCUUCGCCGGUAAGCAGCUUGAAGAUGGUCGUACUCUCUCCGACUACAACAUCCAGAAGGAGAGUACCCUCCACCUUGUCCUCCGUCUGAGGGGAGGUAUGCAGAUCUUCGUGAAGACGCUGACUGGUAAGACCAUCACUCUCGAAGUGGAGCCAAGUGACACCAUUGAAAAUGUGAAGGCUAAAAUCCAGGAUAAGGAGGGAAUCCCACCCGACCAGCAGCGUCUGAUCUUUGCCGGUAAGCAGCUGGAAGAUGGACGCACCCUGUCUGACUACAACAUCCAGAAGGAGUCCACCCUCCAUCUCGUCCUGCGUCUCCGUGGCGGCAACUGAUCUGUUUCACUUGUGAAAUCUGAUUCACCUAAGCUUGAUAAAAUGUCUUAAAACUAAUUCAAAGUUCCUGUACUUCUAAACAUUCAAUAAAGUUAAAGCAUUCCUCGAA
Messenger RNA from Astyanax mexicanus (Mexican tetra), 1182 nucleotides. RefSeq names its product ubiquitin C (gene ubc). Gene Ontology annotation, cellular component: cytoplasm; nucleus. Gene Ontology annotation, biological process: modification-dependent protein catabolic process; protein ubiquitination. NCBI's taxonomy places the organism in Eukaryota, Metazoa, Chordata, Actinopteri, Characiformes, Acestrorhamphidae. The coding region runs from base 156 to 1073 and encodes 305 amino acids. Gene Ontology annotation, molecular function: protein tag activity; ubiquitin protein ligase binding. The record is from RefSeq and is a predicted model, not a curated record. The transcript is spliced from 2 exons.